GGCAUAUGUGACAUUCUGUUAAGAUAUGUUCGUCGGAAGCAGAACGCAGUUGAUCCGCGAGAGAGAGAGAGAGCGAGAGAUGGAAAAUGUUUUGUCUCAAUCGCCGUCGCCGUCGCCGGCAGGUGAAAUCGAUGCAAGAGUAUCGUCUCUGUUUGUUUAUCCGAUCAAAUCAUGUAGAUGCAUUUCUUUGUCUCAAGCACCUCUCACUCCCACCGGAUUUCGAUGGGAUCGAAACUGGUUGAUUGUGAACUCUGAAGGACGAGGAUUGACUCAAAGAGUUGAACCAAAGCUUGCUUUGAUUGAAGUAGAGAUGCCUAAACAUGCGUUUGCAGAAAACUGGGAGCCCGAGAAGUGCUCUAACAUGGUGGUUAGAGCUCCUGGUAUGGAUGCCCUUAAGAUCUCAUUAGCUAAACCAGACAAAAUAGCACACGGUGUCUCGGUUUGGGAGUGGUCUGGCUCGGCGCUAGAUGAAGGAGAAGAAGCAUCUCAGUGGUUUUCAAACUUUGUUGGGAAGCCUUGUCGUCUUGUUCGUUUUGAUUCAGCCUCUGAGACUAGACCUGUGGAUCUGAACUAUGCUCAAGGUCACUAUGCGAUGUUCUCAGAUAUGUACCCAUUCUUGCUUAUAUCACAAGGCUCUCUUGAUUCCCUGAAUAAGCUUCUCAAGGAGCCUGUACCGAUCAACCGGUUUAGACCCAACAUCUUUGUUGAUGGUUGUGAGCCAUUCGCUGAAGACUUAUGGACAGAGAUCCUUAUAAACAGUUUCACCUUUCACGGUGUGAAGUUAUGCUCCCGUUGCAAGGUACCAACGAUAAAUCAAGAAACUGGGAUUGGAGGUCAAGAACCUAUUGAGACUCUGAGGAAUUUCAGGUCAGACAAAGUUUUACAACCAAAAAAGAAACCACAGGGAAAGAUAUACUUUGGGCAGAACAUGGUUUGGAAAGAUUGGUUCGGCAAUGGAAUGGGAAAAACAAUCGGAAUUGGUGAUUCCGUUGUUGUCCUUGGAAAACUCUCCUCUCCUGCUGAAGCAUCAACUUGAAAAAAGAAACCCGGAUCUGAUAAGGGUAUGCUGUUACAAAAGAGAGAGAGAAAGCUUAACUUUUCAGCCAAAAUCUUGUUCUGCACUUGUGUCAUGAAAACCAAUGUAUCUCUGCUUCUUCUCCCUGACGUGCACUGCAAGAAACCCAUUUGCUGCUGAAGUUUCUUUCCUCGUUCCUGCGACAAAUUAAACCACUAAGAACCUUGUUCUGCACUUGUAUCUUUGCUUCUUCUUCCUGACGUGGGCUGCAAGAAUCCCAUUUGGUGCUGAAGUUUCAUUCCUAGGUCGUGCGAGGAAUUAAGCCACCAAGAUACCUCUUACCACAGCCGUUUUGUGUUUUCCGAGAAUAAGUCUUGACUUUUUAAUCUGUGUUUCCUUUUAACUUUAGCAGUCAUAAUUAAACAACAUUAUGGAGUUUUAUGAAAACGCAAUCAGGACAUGAACGAAACCUCUAGAUGAGAAGUCACAUUCGCAGCCAAAUUAACUAGCUAAAAGUUAUGAAUGUAUUUAUUACAUUAAUAAAGAACUUAAAACUCAUAGAAAGGGCACAAAAACCACAAAUCCCC
Molecule: messenger RNA, 1602 nt
Organism: Thlaspi arvense
Lineage: Eukaryota; Viridiplantae; Streptophyta; Magnoliopsida; Brassicales; Brassicaceae
Source: the annotation of a GenBank genome assembly